Molecule: messenger RNA, 1126 nt
Organism: Vollenhovia emeryi
Lineage: Eukaryota; Metazoa; Arthropoda; Insecta; Hymenoptera; Formicidae
Gene: eIF4EHP
Product: eukaryotic translation initiation factor 4E type 2
Exons: 6
Coding region: 211-867 (218 amino acids)
Biological process (GO): translational initiation
Cellular component (GO): eukaryotic translation initiation factor 4F complex; cytoplasm
Molecular function (GO): translation initiation factor activity; RNA 7-methylguanosine cap binding
Source: RefSeq, a predicted model, not a curated record
AGAGAGAGAGAGAGAGAGAGAGAGAGAGAGAGAGAAGGGAGAGCGAAAGAGUGAGACGUAUGCUGGAAGAUCAACAGUUUAUCGAAAACAACGCAGACGUGAAAGCUCAACGUGCGAGCUAGGAAGUGGCCGAGUGUUUCGCGUGACUUUUUUGUACUUCGGUUCGCGUAUAAUCGCGCGUUACGAUACUUCGUCCCGGCAGCCGCCAGCAUGUCCAAUAAAUUCGAGACCGCUUACAGAUUGAAACCCGCCGAGGACAGCGGAGACGAGGAGUCUCAGACGAAGGAUAAUCAAAAGGCGGAGAAGGGUCCAUUACCUCCGGUAGAGAUAAGUCCAAACGAGCACAAGCUACAGUACGCUUACGCGCUGUGGUACAGCCGGCGUAGCCCCGGCAAACAGACCAGCAUACAGAGCUACGAUCAGAACCUGAAGCUUGUCGGCAGGUUCGCGAGCGUGGAGCAGUUCUGGGGUCUUUACAGUCACUUGGUACGGCCGUCGGAUCUCACAACGCACACAGACUUCCAUCUCUUCAAAGUCGGCAUAAAACCCAUGUGGGAGGACGAGGCGAAUCAGAAAGGCGGCAAGUGGAUAGUGAGAUUACGGAAGGGUUUAGUUUCCAGGUGCUGGGAAAAUCUUAUACUGGCAAUUUUAGGGGAGCAAUUUAUGGUAGGGGAGGAAAUAUGCGGUGCCGUCGUGUCUAUAAGAUUUCAGGAGGAUAUAAUAUGCGUGUGGAAUAAGACGGCGUCGGAUGUGACGAUAACGGCGCGGAUUAGGGAUACUUUAAGAAGAGUACUGCAUCUUCCAUCCACUGCCUCUAUGGAGUAUAAAACCCACAACGAGAGUUUGAAGAACGUGCACAGACUCUAAAAUUGUACAACUCGGAGAACAGGACGUAUUACAUUUUUUCCUGACAGACUUACAGCUGAUUCUUCUCAGAGGAUCACGCAUCCGACAGCACGUAUAAUGAGACGCAGCGUGCUAAGAAACAUCCUUUUGACGAUACACUUCAUUCACAAGUGUCUGUGUUGUAACUUAUGUAAAUAAUGAAUAUACAUUGAUCAUAAAUAAAUAAAUGUCCUUAUUUCCAAAUCGUUUAACACAAAGGAAAUUUGUGGCUACUUACUCA